UGCGGACAAACCAUACUCGUGCGCAGCCUGUGGCAAGACCUUCGCCCUCUUUGCCACGCUGGCAGCGCAUGAGCGCACCCACAUGUCUGACGAGGCCGCCUACCGCUGCCCGACGUGUGGUGAGCGCUUUCCCAACAGCGGCAAGCUGGAGAGGCACCAGCAGCGCCACCUGGGUGAGGAGAGGCCGUUCCGGUGCCCGGCUUGCAGCAAGGGCUUCGUGCUGCUCUCAGGGCUGCGGCAGCACCAGCGCGACCCCCCGUCCCGCUGCCCCCAGUGCGGCGAGGCCUUCAUGUGGCGCUGCCGGCUCACCGAGCACCGGCGCAACUGCCACCCGGCAGAGCGCCCCUUUAAGUGCCCCGAGUGUGGCAAGGGCUUUGCCCAGAGUUCGAAGCUGCUGCGGCACCAGGUGACUCACACCGGGGAGAAGCCGUUCAAGUGCCCUGAGUGCGGCAAGAUCUUCAGCCAGAGCUCCAACCUGGCUGAGCAUCGGCGCACGCACGCGCCCAGCAAGGCGCAUCGCUGCACCACCUGCGGCAAGGCCUUUGCCCUGGGCUCUUACUUGGCUAAGCAUCAGGCCACCCACACGGGCGCCCGCCCUUUCCGCUGCACCGAGUGCGGCAAGGGCUUCCGGCAAAGCUCCAACCUCAUCCAGCACCAGCGCACUCACACAGGCGAGAGGCCCUACGUCUGUGCAUCUUGUGGCAAAUCCUUCACUCAGAACUCACACUUGGUCAAGCACCGGCGGGUUCACACGGCCGAAAGACCCUACCGCUGCCCCGUCUGUGGCAAGAGCUUCCGGCAGCGCGGCAACCUCGCCGAGCACCAGCACCAGCACGCUGGCACCCGGCCGUACGUCUGCGGUGCUUGCGGGAAGUCGUUCCGCUGGAGCUCAGCUUUUUCCAAGCACCAGCGUACUCACCUGGCCCACUGACCUCUGCUCCUGCAAGGAAGGCAGUGGUGGGGAAGCUGGAAGUUUUGCAUUCUGCCUUCUCCAGAGACCGGCAGGCUGCAUGUCCUGCUGCCGAUUUCCUGCAGCCAAAUAGGAUCUCCUCCUCCUGGAGCACAGCUCCAUUUCUUACAGCGGGACACUUAGGAGUGGGUGCGUCAGGCUGCAGACGUCAUGGGCUUGUAGCGCCCUCUCCCUUUUUUAGAUGGUCACGUUUAUUCGGCUGCUCAAUUAAAACGUGGCAAGCCAGUCCUGGUAUGUUUGCCAGCUCCUAAUGGCACCAAUUGAUUUCUGAGCAUCUAGUGAUCCCAUGCCUAGUGCACGCCCAACCUGAGGUCAGAGAGGGAAUUCCUCUUGUGCAACUCCUUGUUCUCCAGGCACCAGGAGACUCAACUCGUGUGCCCUGGUGCAUCCGCUGCCAGCCUCCAAGGCAACCCUGCCUGCAUCCUUCUGCAGGAGAGAUCUUCAUCAAAACGAAAUGUGUUCUGAAACUCUGAUGGUGCUAAUGGAAUCACACUUCCAAAAUCCUCAACUCCACGACCUCCAAUUCGUACCAGGUGGCCUUUUGCUAAGUCUCCACACUGCCCAGUUGCUGCCUGAGGCAUGUGUCCAGCAACAAACCUUGCAGAUCUUGUCCCAUUUUCUGAGCAGCUCUAAUCUUUGGUGGCACAAUUCUAUUCCUACCCUCUGACCUCCAAGCCCCUGACUUUAAAUGUAAGUGGGCCCCAGGGAUCUGGCUUCAAUUCCUGUUUGAGUGGCCAAGUAUCUGAUACCUUAUGUGGGACCUGUGUGAAAUGUGUCUGUCUCAAAACUGAAGUCGUAACCAGCAAGUCCCCGCAUUCAUCCUUCAGUCACUGUUGCUUCCUAGAUUAAAGGGGGGAGAUGGCACAGGCAUCGAAGUUGUCCGUCGUUCUCCAAAUCUGAACCACUGGCUUCAAGUAGUUAAGCUUGUCAAGUGCACCCAUAUCCCCUUGUUCUUUAAUAGUAUGAUACUUGCGGGAUACGGGGUACGGAUAUGCAGACUUUUCUUUUGUUAAUACUGGAGGAAAAUAGCAUAAGAUUUACUUAUGAUUUUUCCUUCUGCCCUUCUGAAAUCCAAGGCAGGCUGUAUUGGAAGUACCCCUAUUUUGUCCUCACAACAGUCCUCAGAGACAUUUGGAGCUGGGUUUUCCUUCCCAGUGAGUACUGUGGGAGUUGGACCUGGGCCUCCUGGAGCCAAGUGGGAGUGCUUCCACCCGCUUUCUGAAGCUGGUUGGAGAAAGACAGGCAAAGUCUGUCCACUGACAUGUCACCUUCCCACUACAGUAUUUUUAACCCCAUGUCACCUGCUUUGCUUUCCUCUUGCCCCGGUAGCUGCAUUCACCCCCCCCCCCCUUGUGAUGCCCUGCUUGGUAUCUCCCAUCCUCCCUUCCUCUGUUCUGCUAUGCAGUAGACCACAACCCGGCAAACCCCAGCCAGGAUGGCCAAAACCAAGGAAUUCUGGGAGUUGUAGUCUAAAAUAUCUGCAGAACACCACAUUCCUCUACUCUGGCCAAUAAUGCAGUCAUAGGAGUUACUCUUUUCUCUUCUUCCAUGCCGUGUUGUGCUGCCAUUUUCCCCACUCUAACCAGGAAUGAGGAGGAGGCCCAUGUCUGUAGCCCGUUAAAGGGAGUGAAAGAACCUAUUCAUUUAGUCGGAACUGAUAAGACAACUAAGUGCCAAAUGCUGCUGAUUUUUCCAGAUGUUCUGUUUUUCUCAGACUGACUGGAACCAUUGUUUUCUUCACAUCUCAAAUAGAAGGUUGUGUAGGAAGAGAGUUUGAUGGAUGGUAUAUUUUCUUCAUUAGGUCAAAAAGAUGUCCAGGGGAUCUCAUCUGGGUCAGCAUCUUGUGGGUAGAGGUGGAUAAUGAAAUUAGUUCUUUCUUGGAGAAUCAUUUACAAAACAUUUUUUCAAUUGAAAGGAACAUCUAUUGGGUGCCCCCCCACACACAAUAAAUCAUAGACUUUAGUCAGAAGUUGUGCAUCCCACAAAUGGAAUUCUGCUUUAAUGAUCUGAAAAUGAAGCAAGCUUUCAGAUAGUUAACAAUAUUCAGGAGAGAUGGUUUCUGAGAAAAUAAAAUUUGACUAAAAUGCUAACAUCCAGCAUAGAAAUCUGUCAAGCAUGGAAUUGGGGGGCACUGGUGGCCUUGCAGUGCAUUUUGUGUAUGUUUACUGAGAAGCAGUUUCCGCUGUGCUGCGUGGGACUAACUCCCCACUGAAAUUAGGCCUGUGUCUUGCAUACCAGUAAGGCUCAUUCCAUCGAAUGGAAUCUGCUUCCAGGAACAUACGGCCAGGCCGGCAGUCUUAUGACAUUGCCUGCUAUUUCCGUUUGUACAGAUCAUUAUGGGUAUCACGCAGAGCCUGCAAUUGUAUGCAUCAGUAAGCCAUGAUUUUGCUCAUGCGUUGUUGACUCUCCCCACUAGCACAGCAGUGAAAUGAACCAGGAAUAAAAAGUUCACCCUGGCUUGUGGCUGCCACAUGAGCCAGGAACAAAUGCUGUCUUGAGAUCCGCCUUUCAAAGGCUGCGGGGAGCCAAGAACCAGGGUUCAGAGGAGGUGGUAAGUCUUCUGUCCUGAUUGGUUUAGCUGAUGGACUUGUGGUAGGAGCCCAGCUGCAUGAGCAGAGCCCUGGCCGGCUGACACAUGCAAAUUCAUGUGUCGGAAAGACCCGCACACACCUCCACUCGCUGUUGCAUUGGGCCGUGGUCGGCUUUCCCUGGGAGGGCUUCCUUCCCUCUCCAUGGAUGCUAAAGGGGCAGUCUUGACUCGAACUGGGAUGAUGCUUACACAAAAUCAAACUGCUGGCCUGUUUAGGUUGGCUGAUGCUGUCUACCUCAGUCUUCCCCAACUGGUCACCCUCAGAACUCUUUGGACUACAACUCCCAUCUCUGGCCAUGCUGGCUGGGGCUUAUGGGAGUUGUAGUCCCAGGCAUCCGAAGGACACCAGCUUGAGGCAGCCUGGUUUACCUGUCUUAAGUUGUGAUAGCUCCAUUAGUAUCCCUUCCCAGCCCCGUUUCCUGAACUCUUGAAGAACAGAGACAGCAGGGUUUGCACCAGGACCCGAAGCCUGUGCACAGCUUUGGAUCUUCCCUCAUUUUAUCCUUCAGUUUGUGGAUGAAAACUACUUGCUGUGUUCAGUCUUCCACUGUUAUGAAAAUCCUAGGCUGAACUGUGUGCAUGCUGGUGAUUAAAAAAAACAAAACUGUUCCAAGGUGAUGAAAAUUCUGCAUCAAGAAAAGGUGAAUUCCGCAACUUGAAUAAAUUAUGCAAAUGUG
This is a messenger RNA of Varanus komodoensis (Komodo dragon), 4237 nucleotides long. Its product is annotated as zinc finger protein 239-like. Gene Ontology annotation, biological process: regulation of transcription by RNA polymerase II; central nervous system development. The record is from RefSeq and is a predicted model, not a curated record. NCBI's taxonomy places the organism in Eukaryota, Metazoa, Chordata, Lepidosauria, Squamata, Varanidae. The coding region runs from base 83 to 931 and encodes 282 amino acids. Gene Ontology annotation, molecular function: RNA polymerase II cis-regulatory region sequence-specific DNA binding; DNA-binding transcription factor activity, RNA polymerase II-specific. The transcript has a single exon. Gene Ontology annotation, cellular component: nucleus.